CGCCCGUGCGGGGGCGCCUGGGAGACCCCGCGCCGGGCGCCGCUCAGGCCUCACGUUGACAUGGAUGAUGAAGACGGCCGGUGCCUGUUAGAUGUCAUCUGCGAUCCGCAGGCCCUGAACGAUUUCUUACAUGGAUCCGAGAAGAUUGACAGUGAUGAUCUCCUGGACAACUCAGGAGAUGCUGCCAGCGCCUUCUUUGAAGGUGCUGGGCUCCACGGGCAGGAGGCCCCGGGGAACCCUCUGAGCGCCGAGCCGAGCCAGCCACCGGCCAGCGUGGACCUGGACUUCCUGGAGGAUGACAUCCUGGGCUCGCCGGCCGGCGCCGGCGCGGGCGCCGAGCAGCCGUGCGACAUCCUCCAGCAGAGCCUGCAGGAGGCCAACAUCACCGAGCAGACGCUGGAGGCCGAGGCCGAGCUGGACCUGGGCUCCUUCCAGCUGCCGGCGCUGCAGCCGGUGGUGCAGGCGGCCGACGGAACCCCGCAGAUCUUCUCGGGCGGCGCCGACCUGCUGGGGCUGCAGCCGCCGGCCGUGCUGGCGCCCCAGGCCCUGGUGCAGCCGCCCGUGGGCGCCGACGUGGUCAACAAGGCCAUCAGCGUGCAGCCCUUCCUGCAGCAGGUGGGGCUGGGCAACGUCACCAUCCAGCCGCUGCCCAACCUGCCCGGGCUGCCCAACGGCAGCCCCGGCGGCGCGCUGGGGCUGGGCCCCAUCCAGGUGGUGGGCCAGCAGGUGAUGGCCAUCAACCAGCCCGCGGCGCAGCAGCUGCUGGCCAAGCCGGCGCCCGUGGCGGCCGUGGGCGGCUACAUCGCCCAGCCUGAGGCGGCCGCGGCCCAGGGCGCCGGCCUGGUCAUCCAGAAGAGCCUCCCGGCCGUGGCCACCACCACGCUCAACGGCAGCUCCGUGUUCGGCGGCGUCUCGGCGGCGUCGGCGCAGCCGCUCACCGUCACCUCGGGCCUGGGCGGCUCCCUGGUGCCGGCGCCCAACGUCAUCAUCCACCGCACGCCCACGCCCAUCCAGCCCAAGCCCGCCGGCGUCCUGCAGCAGAAGCUCUACCAGAUCACGCCCAAGCCUUUCGCGCCCGGCGGGGCCCUGGCGCUGCCCGGCGAGGCUCCGGCCAAGGCGCAGCAGAACCUGACCUUCAUGGCCGGCAAGGCCGCGCCCAACGUGGUGCUCCAGGGCUUCCCCCCCAACGUCUUCAAGCCGCCGCCGCCGCAGCCGCCGGCACUGGGCAAGUCCAUGAGCGUGCACGUGCUCAACCAGGGCGGCUCUAUCGUCAUCCCGGCGCAGCCCUUCCAGGGCCAGAACCAGUUCCUGCUGCCCGGCCAGCUGGCCGGAGCCUCGGCCGUGCCGCUGCCGCAGCCGCUCUCGGCGCUGCCGGCCAACGUGGGCGGGCAGCUGCUGCCGGGCGCCGGCCAGACGCACAUCAUCACGGGCCAGGGCCCCGGCGCCCAGCUGCUGGCCAACCCCGCGCUGCCGGCGCAGCUGCUCAACCAGAACCUGGCGGGGCAGCUGAACCUGGGCCCGGUGCUGGCGUCGCCGGGCGCGCGGGGCACGGCGCACAUCCUGUCGGCGCCCAUCCAGCUGCAGCCGGGCCAGGUGGCUCCGCCGGCGCUGUUCCAGAUGCCCGUGUCGCUGGCCGGGCCCCCCCAGAACCCCGGCUCGGCCGCGGCGCCGGCGCCCACGGUGAUCCAGGGCGUGACGCUGCCAGCCCGGGUGGCGAUGCUCAACGCCGGAGACGGGCUCGGCGCCGCCGUGGGGCAUCCAGGCGGGCGCCGCCGGCAGCCCCAACCCCGGCGCCGAUCCCGGGGCCGGGAGCCGCGCAGCCCCCGGCGGCUCCGGCGCCGAUCCCCGGCCGGGAGCGCCCAGCCCAGCCCGGGAAUGGCUGCGAGCCCCGAGAAAAUCCUGCUGGGAGCGGCGGCGCCGGUGCUGGGCCAGGAGGCCGUGCCCAUGUUCCUGCAGCAGGUGCCCCAGGGGCUGGCUCCUGCAGCCGAAGCCGCCUCCGUCCAGCCCGGCCCCGUUCCCGGCUCCGGCCGCUUCCGUCCUGGUGCCGGCGGCUCCGGGAACGCCGGGCCCGGCCCCUCGGAGCCAGCGCCGGCAGCGCCGCCGCCACAGGUGCCGCCGCCCCGGCCGAGGCCAAGCCCUUCUCCAGCGUUCCCACCCCCUAUUCCCGCCGGGAAAGGGGCCCCGGCUCCCGGGAAGUCGGGGGCUCCUCUCCCGCCCCCGCAGCCCGGCCAGGUGAAGCCAGGCGGGAUCAAGGGCCCCCCCCAGACCCCGGGGGGUGGGAAGGGCCCCAGGCCCCGCCCACGCUGGAGGGGAAGCUGGCGCCCUCCUGAGCAGCUGCACAAGCACCAGGGCGCGGUGCUGCACCCGGAAUUCCGGACCCCCUUCCGCUCCGUGAGCGACGCCCUGCGCCGGCUGCUGCCCUACCACGUGUACCAGGGGAUGCUCCCGGCCGAGCCCGAGUGCCGGAGGGUGGACGAGGAGUUCGCGGUGUCGGAGCAGCUCCUGCGCCGCACGCGGGCGAUGCUCAACAAGUACCGGCUGCUGCUGCUCGAGGAGUCGCGGGUGAGCCCUGCCGCCGAGAUGGUGAUGAUCGACCGCAUCUUCAUCCAGGAGGAGAAGACGGCGCUGGCGCUCGACCGGCAGCUGGCCCGGGACAAGCCCGACGAAUACGUCUCCUCCUCCUCCUCCUCCUCCCGCUCCCAUCCCCUCUCCUCCUCCUCUCCUCCUCCUCCUCCUCCUCCUCCUCGCUGCCCCUCCCCCAGCCCUCCCCCGCCCCUCCCGCGCCCGCGCCCCGCCCCUCCCCCGCCGCCCCCGAAGCUGCUGAUCAAGCACGGGGGCCGCUCCCCGUCCGUCACCUGGCUCGGGGAGCCGCGGGACCCCCCCCGGGAGCCGCCGCGGGGACCCCCAUUCCCGAGGGGACCCCCAUUCCCGGGGGACCCCCAUUCCCGGGGGGAGCCGCCGCGGGACGAGGACGCGCUGCCGUCGCGGAGCCGCCCCCCGAUGAAGACGUACGAGGCGCGGAGCCGCAUCGGGCUCAAGCUGAAGAUCAAGCAGGAGGCGGGGCUGAGCAAGGUGAUCCACAACACGGCGCUGGAUCCGCCGGGAAUGCCGCCGGGAAUGCCGCCGGGAGCGCCGCCGCCCGCCGCCGCAGCAGCAGCAGCAGCAGCUGAACGGCUCCCUGGAGAAGAAGCCGCCGCCCGGCGCCGCUCCGUGCCGGCUGCCGCUGCGCAAAACCUACCGGGAGCACCGCGAGAGCCCCGAGAGCCGCGAGCCCGCGCGCUCCGAGCGGCGCCCGGUGAUCACGGCGCUGCGCAGGGAGCCGGGAGCCGCGCCCCGGCUCCGCGGGAAGGGCGCGCCCGAGGAGCCGUCGGACGGCGAGGACGAGGAGGACGAGGAAGGCGCCGGGGCCCGGGCGAGCCGCCGGAGCUGGAGCCGCCCUGGGCCGCGCUGGGCCCGGCCGGGAAGCGGCGCAAGGCGGAACCGCUGGAAGUGGACAACGCGUCCUUCUCCAGCGACAGCCCCCAGGACGAUUCCCUGAGCGAGCACCUGCAGAGCGCCAUCGACAGCAUCCUGAACCUGCAGCAGCCGCGCAACCCCCCGGCGCCGCCCUUCCCGGCCGCGGCCCGGCGCUCCGAGCCCCUCCUGCCCCCCCCCAGCCACAACGGCGGCCUCGGCGCCGCCCGGACGUGCACGAGAUGACGGGGGGGGACGGCGGGACCGGCACCGGGACCGGGAGUGCGCGAGCGGAGCUUCCCCGGGAGCGGGAGAGCGGCGGGAAGGGCGCGGGAGCUCGCCCGGGAUGGGGGAGAGGAGCGGGAAAAUUCGGGAGCGGAGCCCCCCGGGACUGGGGGAGGAGCGGGGUCGGAGCCUCCUGGGAUGGAGGAGAGAGGAUGGGGAGAAUUCGGGAAUGCGGGAGCGGACCGGGAUCGGAGCCUCCCGGCAUGGAGGAGGAGAGGAUCGGGAAAUGCGGGAACGGCCCCGGGAGCGGAGACCCCGGCAGUGGGAGAGGAAAAUUCGGGAAGGACGCGGGAGCUCGCCCGGGACUGGGGAGAGGAGCGGGAAAUUCGGGAAUGCGGGAGCUCCCCCGGGAUCGGAGCCCGCCGGGAUCGGGAGAGGAUCGGGAAUGCGGAGACUCUGCGCGAUCCGGGAGAGCCCCGGGGGAUCCCGGCGGGAACAGCCCCGGAUCCGUCGGGAUCGGGGUGGGAGCUGGGAACGGCCCGGGUCGGCUCCACCCGGGAUCGGGAUGGGAAUGAGAAGCCCAAAUCCAUCGGGAUCGGGCUGGGAGAGGGGGAAAAGCCCGGCCUGGCUCUGCCCGGGACCCGGCUGGGAUUGGGGUGGGGACGGGAAGAGCUUGGGACGAUCCCGAAUCCCUCGGACGCCGCCGGACUGGGAGCAGGAGCCGUCGCUUCCCCGCAUCCUGCCCCGUUUUUCCCCCAAAACGGAUUUUUUUUGAGAUCUAACCCAGGCCAAGGGCGGAAUUCCCGCCCCAAAUCCCCCCCCGGAACCAAACUUCCAUGGGUAAUUCUGGAUUCAUGGAGCGGCUUCUUCACCUCCCUCCCCCCCCCCCCCGCCUCCACCACCAAUUUCACCCCAAAAAUUCCCCAAGAAGCGGCAAAAUCCCAAAUUUAUCCCGAAUUUCCACCUUUUUUUUAACUCAUUCCAGAGAUUUUUAAACCUGCCCCCCUCAAGCCCCAUCCCAGAAAUUCCCCCAGAGGGGCAAAAUUCCACAUCUCCCCCCCCCCCCCCCCUUUUUUUUUUAACUAAUUCCGGAGAUUUUGGGGUCUUCCCAAAAAAAAAAAAAAGGCCAAAAAAAGGGGCCAAAUUCCAAACUUAUCCCGGAUUUCCACCUUUUGUUUGUUUGUUGAAUUCUGGAGAUUUUUGGACCCUCCCCAAACCCCGCCCUAAAAAUUCCCAAACUUGGGGUGAAAUUCCAAAAUUUCAGCCUUUUUUUAAACCAAUUCCGGAGAUUUUGGGGUGAAAAAAAAAAAAAAAGCAGGAAACCCCAAUUCCUUUAAAAACUUGGGAGUUUUCCAGCGAGUUCCCCCUGGAGCGGCGGACCCGGCUGGGAACGGGGGGGCUCCGAUCCCGCUUCCCCCUCUCCCACCCCAAAUCCUCCAUUUCAACCGCAAAAAUCCCAAUUUCCGAUGGGAAAACGGGAAUUUCUUGCUGCCGUCGCCUCGUUCUCCCCCAAAAUUCCACGGUUUUGGGGGGAAAACGCUGCCUUGGGCCCCGCCCCCGCUCCGCCUUUUUCCCGUUUUCCCUCUUUUUCUGCCCAUCCCCUCGUUUUUUCUCCCGUUUUCCCCUCUGUUUGAAGGGGUUAUUCCCGAUUCCCGCAGCCUCUGGAUCCGAUCCCGGCAUUUGGGAGGCGGGAACGGGGAAUUCCGGGCGGGACCCGCCGCAGAUUUCCGGGGAUUUUUCCAGAUUUUCUUUGGAAUUUUGGUCACUUUUCCCCUGGAAACCGCGCGGGAUCCCCUCGGGGGGGUGGGGAGGAGCCCCCGAAUCCCGAUAAUUCCCCCCGAAUCCCGAUAAUUUCCCCCGAAUCCCGGUUUUCCGGCGUGGGAGGGAUUGCAGAGCCGUUCCCGGCUGGAAUUCCGGGCUGGGAAUGCGCCAGAGGAGCCGCCCCGGGGCGGCCCCCGCAGCGCUCGGAGUCGUUUU
Molecule: messenger RNA, 5655 nt
Organism: Corvus hawaiiensis (hawaiian crow)
Lineage: Eukaryota; Metazoa; Chordata; Aves; Passeriformes; Corvidae
Gene: BICRA
Product: BRD4 interacting chromatin remodeling complex associated protein
Biological process (GO): positive regulation of DNA-templated transcription
Cellular component (GO): SWI/SNF complex
Source: RefSeq, a predicted model, not a curated record